AUGCCAUGUGUACGGUCGAUAUCCACCAAUAAUCUCCACUGCUCUAUAAAUUUGGCUACUGGUUCACCUGUGAAUGUCGCUCUACACACGUUAUUCGCUUCUCGUCUGCUUUGGAAAAUACCUUGGAAGUUCACUGAGCUUGCUUUUUACGGGAAGAAAAUGUCUUGCUGCAAUGGAAACUGUGGCUGUGGCUCUAGCUGCAAGUGCGGCAGUGGCUGCAACGGAUGCGGUAUGUACCCUGACUUGAGUUACUCCGAGGCGACAACCACUGAAACCCUUGUUCUUGGAGUUGCCCCCAAGAAGAAAUAUUUCGAGGGUUCUGAGUCUGAAAUGGGUGUCGUCGCUGCAGAGAACGGAUGCAAGUGCGGUGCUAAUUGCACUUGCAAUCCGUGCAACUGCAAAUGA
Molecule: messenger RNA, 405 nt
Organism: Fraxinus pennsylvanica
Lineage: Eukaryota; Viridiplantae; Streptophyta; Magnoliopsida; Lamiales; Oleaceae
Source: the annotation of a GenBank genome assembly